UGUCAGUUCUGUCACUAGUGUCAUUACCAUUUGUCUGUUAUGGUUAUGUCAUAGACAAUUUAUUUGUUCUGUUAUAAUAUAAAAAAGUAAUUAAAAAAAAGGACUAAUAUCUUACAGACAACAGCUAGUCCCAUACAAUGGCUUCUGUAUCAGGUCGAGCUAGCAUGGGUUUACUCAAAAGAGGUUGGAAUGAAAUUCCAGACAUUAUUGGCAGUGGUAUAAUGGGUUUAAUUGGUAUUGCAAUGGCUACUGGAAGUGUAUUCUACUACUACAACGCUAUAGACGGAGAUAAUAGAAGAUAUAAAGAGAAAUACACUGUUAUUCGUCAUGAUGAUCCAAGGGCAGAAAAAGUAAGAACAGAUUAUUUAGGAGAUCAGUAAAAUCACAAGAUUAUUAAUAUACGUUUUAUUGUAGUACCUCUGUUUUCGUUUAAUAAAUAAUUUACUCAG
Molecule: messenger RNA, 449 nt
Organism: Zophobas morio
Lineage: Eukaryota; Metazoa; Arthropoda; Insecta; Coleoptera; Tenebrionidae
Gene: NdufA3
Exons: 2
Coding region: 138-380 (80 amino acids)
Source: RefSeq, a predicted model, not a curated record